CUUCAUAGUUCUAGCUACUUUGCAAUCAAAUAUUUACAGAGAAAAUGAUAUGAAAUAUAAUCCUGGUAGUUCAGUUAUAGAAAGUAUUCCAGAUGAACACUCCACGUGUAUGGAUCGGAGGAUGGAGGCAGGUGGAGCAUCUAGAUCCAACGAAAGCGCAUACAGUUUACCAAGUUGAGGUCACUACAUCCUCUGGUAGUUAUACAAGAGUGGAGAGAAGGUAUUCAGCAUUCCUGUCCUUACACAAGGAUUGUCGGAAGUAUUAUUGCACUGAACCCUUUCCUCCUAAACGAAUCAGGAAUACAACUGCACGUGUACUGGAGUCUAGAAGAGCAGGACUAGAACACUAUAUUCAAUCUCUCGCCAAGUUACGCCCUACUCCACCUCAGCUCGCAGCAUUCCUCCAGCUACCCUCCCUCGGGGACUCGGAUCAGGCGGACUACCACGCCACUGUUAUUGGGUUCAUUAAAGAUCCAUAUCUUGAAGAUACGCCUCCUAUCCUAGAAGAUAUGAUUACGCAAGCGAGUGUAUGUGCCUUCUAUGAUAGUUAAAACAAUCUAGACAACGACGUAAAUUCUGCAAUGGGCAAAAUCUUUGUACACAUUUAUACAACUCGAUGAACCUUGAAAAAAUUGAUAAAAAUGUAUUAUACUGUUAAAAAAAAUUGAACCAAUACUGUUAAAGAAAAGUGAUUUUAUUGAUCUCGUAUUACUGCCCUGCUCCUGAUAGGUGUAAAAAAAGUGAAGGUCACUCUUCACAAGCUCUCCAGAUUACAAAUAAACCCAAGGAGGGAUCUCAACAAAUGUUUUGAAUAAAUACGAGAAGUGAAGAUCUGUUAAUAGUGUAAUUGACAGUAGUAAGCUGGAAGAAAGAAGAUGAACACUAAGCGUCGGCAAUUCAUCAACUUUUCCCUAGUUUGGUUGGCAUACUGCUCAACUUACUUUAUAAGAAAAAAUAGAGAAAACAAAUUUGUUAAGCCGCUAGGCGUGGUGAAGACUGUGCUAGGGAUGGAGUUGGGUCUCAAUAUGUCUGAGUUGGGUUGGUUAGAUGUUGCAGCUAUACUACCGUAUGCAGCUGUACAGAUAGGAUAUCCUGGAUUGUCUAGCAAAUAUGGAGCCCAAAUCACACUACGAAUUUGCUUAGUCGGAGCCGCUGUAUCUUCAGUUUUUUCGUCUUUAGUCUCAUCAUUCUCUACUCUUGUUCUCGCUCUUCUUUUUACUGGAGUAUUCUUGGCUCCCUGCUGGCCAGCCUGUUCUCUUCUUCUCUCCACCUGGUUUCCUAGUUCCAAGCACAACUUUGUGUUUGGUCUGAUAAAUACCGCAACAUAUUCAGGGGGGUUAGGAGGAACAGCUCUGGCAACUGCACUUCUUCAAUAUUCAGGUUGGAGAUCAGUAUUUCUAGCUCCAGCACUUCUAGCAGUUCUAGUCUCAGUAUUUCUCCUUUGCAUUUUACCAAUACAGUCAGAAAAUAUUGUUCGAGUUUCAGCAUCAGGUGAGAAGCUGAGUUCUUCUCUUGGUUCUAAUUCUAACCAACCUUCUCUUGUAAAAAUACCAGCUGUCAGAGAGUUAUGCAUCUGCAUGUUUUGUCUGAAGUUUGUUCGCUACUUCAUGUACAUGUGGUUACCCCUAUACCUGGUUCAACACCUGGAGUACUCUGCUCUUCAAGCUGGAUUCAUGUCAACUCUCUUCGAUAUCGGAGGAAUAUUUGGAAGUCCACUCCUAGGAAUACUGUUAGACAAGUGGUUCUCCCACGCUCCCAUGAAACCCGUGUCUAUAGUUAUGAUGGCAGGUGUUUUAUCUCUAGCUCUCUUCAUCAUAACUUCAACCUGGGGACGAUUAUUCAACGGUAAAUAUUGUCAUUUUGUGAGGCAGGGUUUUAUUAAUUAUUAAAAAAUAAAAAUAUGG
Messenger RNA from Eurytemora carolleeae, 1904 nucleotides. RefSeq names its product putative glycerol-3-phosphate transporter 1. The transcript has 12 exons. Gene Ontology annotation, biological process: phosphate ion transmembrane transport; glucose-6-phosphate transport. The coding region runs from base 876 to 1889 and encodes 337 amino acids. Gene Ontology annotation, molecular function: glucose 6-phosphate:phosphate antiporter activity. Lineage: Eukaryota; Metazoa; Arthropoda; Copepoda; Calanoida; Temoridae. The record is from RefSeq and is a predicted model, not a curated record.